Molecule: messenger RNA, 422 nt
Organism: Manis javanica (Malayan pangolin)
Lineage: Eukaryota; Metazoa; Chordata; Mammalia; Pholidota; Manidae
Source: RefSeq, a predicted model, not a curated record
CUGGAACUACAAGACCCAGAAGGCUUCGCGUCAGGGGGCAUUAGUCCCUGACCUCAGGGACGGAAACUGGUUGCAUAGCAACGGCAAACCCGUCGGGUUGCAGCAGCAGGCGGCAAAACUAACUAGGGGCGGCGACUGCAGCAUGUGCGAGGGCCCGUCUCGCAUCUCGGGGCCCAUCCCCCCAGACCCUACGCUUUGCCCUGAUUAUUACCGGCGGCCGGCCUCGGCCCAAGGGCGUCUUGAGGGAAACGCGCUGAAACUGGACCUGCUGACCUCUGACCUGGACCUAGACACCACCCCUCCCCGCGGUCCCCGCAUCAGUCCCGGAGCCCGAGAGAUCCUGGAGCGGGGUCGGCGCAGCGUCGGGGGCGUUCUGCUGCAACUCGAGGGCAUCUGCCUAGGUUCAGGGGCCUCUCCCAAGA